This is a messenger RNA of Penicillium concentricum, 1212 nucleotides long. RefSeq lists its product as uncharacterized. Gene Ontology annotation, molecular function: ferric-chelate reductase activity. The transcript has 7 exons. Gene Ontology annotation, cellular component: plasma membrane. Gene Ontology annotation, biological process: intracellular iron ion homeostasis; copper ion import; iron ion transport. The coding region runs from base 1 to 1212 and encodes 403 amino acids. NCBI's taxonomy places the organism in Eukaryota, Fungi, Ascomycota, Eurotiomycetes, Eurotiales, Aspergillaceae. The record is from RefSeq and is a predicted model, not a curated record.
AUGCUCGCGUGGUUCCAUCGCUGGGUAGGUCGCAUAUAUGUGCUCCAUUCUCUGCUGCACUGUUCGCUACUCGUCAGCGUCGCCAGAACGACGACCCUUGCAAAUCCACGGUACAUUGUUCCAAUAGCGGCAGGAUCUGCUCUCGUUCUCGUGAUACCAGUGACUUGCGCGGCGAUCCAACGGCGUCACAUACAGUUUGCAAUAAAAUGCCACUACCUUCUUGCAGUAACCGCGGUCUGCGCGCUUACAUACCACCUCGUGGAGCGACAGUCACUGUAUCGGUGGUACUUGUUCCUAUGGCUUGACAUCACACAACCCCUCAACCGACCGAUCCGCCCUGGCCAGUACGUGCAGCUCUGGAUUCCACGGGCCAGCUUCCGCGCUUAUUUUCAGCUUCCUCUUUUCUAUGUUGCAUUUUGGGAAGACGGACCGACUCAACGAACAGUCCGCAUGGUAGCUGAGCCUCAAGCUGGGUUUACGCGAAAGCUGUACCACGACGCACUGGAAUCACCGAGCAGGCAGCCGGUUAUCGUACUAGGACCCUACGGACACCCUCUCAAUUUCUAUCGGUUCGGUACAAUCCUCUUCGUGGUGGAGGACAUUGGAUUUUUUCGAGCACUGUCGUACAUUGAAAUGCUAGUGCAAGCCAGUAAUAAGCGAGAAGUAAUGGUACGAAAGCUGGAGGUUCUCUGGAAGCGCCGAGUUGGCACAGAUGAGUAUCCAAAGUGGGUGAACAAAUGGAUAGAACAGCUAUUCCAUCUCGAUCGGAAAGGAUUUUGUAUUUUGCAAUUCAGCAUCUAUUGCUCACGUACCCAAUCAGGCCCCGAAGAAAAUCUUUCCUACCAAAAGGUAGAAGAAGUUGCGCGGCUUAUCAAUAACCAAAGCGGAGCUGUGGCCGUGGCGGUGUGUGCGAGUCGCUCAAUACGUGAGGCUGUCACGAAGACUGUUCAACCCCGCGCGGGAAGAAAUCUCCAACUGAUGAUUUUCGAUCCCGAUACAUUUCAUGCACGGGGUGGAGACGAAGAUUUGCCCGACAACAUCCAGUCUACAAUUGGGGACCGCCAGGAUCCACCACCAACAAUUACGGGAGAGGAUAAGCAAAUUGACCAAGUACGACGGUUUCGCGCGGACAGAAACGGGCCACAAUCGUCAUUGUCCGAGGGAGUAAAUACGCAAACCGGAAGUGUUCAGAUGGGCAACCAUGCGAAGUAG